Molecule: messenger RNA, 612 nt
Organism: Miscanthus lutarioriparius
Lineage: Eukaryota; Viridiplantae; Streptophyta; Magnoliopsida; Poales; Poaceae
Source: the annotation of a GenBank genome assembly
AUGAAUCCCGAGUACGACUACCUCUUCAAGCUGCUCCUCAUCGGGGACUCGGGUGUUGGCAAGUCUUGCCUGCUGCUGAGGUUUGCGGAUGAUUCAUAUCUGGAGAGCUAUAUCAGUACUAUUGGAGUUGAUUUUAAAAUCCGCACCGUUGAGCAAGAUGGGAAGACAAUAAAGCUGCAGAUAUGGGAUACUGCUGGCCAAGAGCGCUUUAGGACCAUCACAAGCAGCUACUACCGUGGAGCUCAUGGCAUUAUUGUUGUGUAUGAUGUAACUGACCAGGAGAGCUUUAACAAUGUCAAGCAGUGGCUGAAUGAAAUUGACAGGUAUGCCAGUGAAAAUGUGAACAAGCUUUUGGUGGGGAAUAAGUGCGACCUGGCUGAGAACAGAGUAGUUUCUUAUGAGGCUGGCAAGGCCCUUGCUGAUGAGAUCGGAAUACCAUUCCUUGAGACUAGUGCCAAGGAUGCAACAAAUGUGGAGAAGGCAUUCAUGACCAUGGCAGGGGAGAUAAAGAACAGGAUGGCAAGUCAACCAGCUGCAAGUGGUGCUAGCAGGCCUGCAACUGUGCAAAUGCGGGGUCAGCCUGUUUCUCAGCAAAGCAGCUGCUGCUCUUGA